Messenger RNA from Helianthus annuus (common sunflower), 600 nucleotides. RefSeq names its product F-box protein At1g67340. The transcript has a single exon. NCBI's taxonomy places the organism in Eukaryota, Viridiplantae, Streptophyta, Magnoliopsida, Asterales, Asteraceae. The record is from RefSeq and is a predicted model, not a curated record. Bases 1 to 600 code for a protein of 199 amino acids. Gene Ontology annotation, molecular function: protein binding.
AUGACGAAAGCCGCGGUUAAAUCACACGCUCCGGCACUAUACUCACUCGCUCUUCUUCAGUUCAACGGUAGUGGAGGCUUGAAGAACGAUAAAGACCUUUGUGCAGGUGUUGCUUUGUGUGCAAGAGCAGCGUGCCUUGGCCAUCCGGAUGCUCUUCGUGAACUCGCUCAUUGUCUUCAAGACGGGUAUGGAAUACGAAGGAACAUUUCCGAAGGCAAUCGUCUUCUCGUGCAAGCUAACUCACGCGAAUUUGCUUUUGUCCUACGUGUCCUCAAAAACAAAUCGACACAUAUAAAUUUCGACUAUGAAUUACUUAAUGACUACGGGUUUAACCAAGCUAGUAGACAAAUGCACCCGGUUAAUAAGUUUAUGGCAGAAUGGUUCGGGUCAAAGGAAAAUGGUGUCCCGGGCCAAGGUUUGAGAAUGUGUUCUUGCAAGGGGUGUGGGCGCCCCGAGACCCGAAUAAACGAGUUUCGAAGGUGUUCGGGUUGUGGGAAAGUGAACUAUUGUUCGCGUGGGUGCCAGGCUCGUGACUGGAGGUUGCACCACAAGGUGGAAUGCGCACCUAUAGAGGAGUGGAUUGGUCAUGCGUUUGAUUGA